Messenger RNA from Nothobranchius furzeri (turquoise killifish), 8177 nucleotides. NCBI's taxonomy places the organism in Eukaryota, Metazoa, Chordata, Actinopteri, Cyprinodontiformes, Nothobranchiidae. The record is from RefSeq and is a predicted model, not a curated record.
AGCCUCCAGUCUUCUCUACCCAAUGUUAGAGUAAAACAAAAAUAUGCUGUGGCUUCUUACGGGUUCACAAAAUAACUUCUUGGUCACUACCAUUACUGGCUUACCUUUACAAUACAGUGCUGCGUUUUUUUUUUGUCCGGUGUCAAAAAGCCAGCGCUGCAGCGAUAGUUUUGCACAAACUUGGCAACACUACGGACUCACAGAUUGUCAACAAAGAUUCAGCUAUACGGAAAGCUAAACACUCCUGAUCAAAAUCCAAGAAACAGGCUAUGUGUUGGUGUUAGGGAUUUUAUCAAUAUAUUUUAUCAAUAAACCCAUUUCCUGCAGCUAGAGAGAGAAAAGGAGACAAUGAAGCAGACAUACAACCAAAAUUGCAAUUUUGUAGCAAGAGCACGAGGCAAAUGCCCCAAAUUCUUCUCAGAGUGUAUUUAUUACAAAAGAUAAGAAAGGAAUGAGAGUGGGUCAUGUGUGAGAGAGCGUGAGUGUGUGUGUGUAUGGGAGGUUACAAGAAUGUGUGUGUGUGUGUGUGUGUGUGUGUGUGUGUGUGUGUGUGUGUGUGUGUGUGUGUGUGUGUGUGUGUGUGUGUGUGUGUGUGUGUGUGUGUGUGUGUGUGUGUGUGUGUGUGUGUGUGUGUGUGCUUUCAGGACAUUCAGUUAAUAGAUUUGUUAAUAGGACUAAAGUAAUGAAAUAUAUAAUUUCCAUAACAGUUGGGUUGGAUGAUUUAAUGACGAAGUGUCGAACUGUUGACAAAAUCAGAAAUAGGAUAAGUAAAAAUGUUGCAACAUUAUAUGUAAUACAAACACGGCAGUAAAGCCAGACAUCCAUAAAACACAAACUUGAUAUUUAUCUGCUAAAUGAUUCCCAAAGUAAACAUGACAUGAAAUCAUGUUGAUCUAGAUCAGGGAUCUCCAACCUUUUGGAGACCAUGAGCUACUUUUACACAAUAAAAGUACAGAAAAGCUACGAUUUAUUCACAUUGAUACUUGCCAUGUGUGAAUGUGCUUACUAUGUUAAAAAAUGCUAUACUUGCUAUAUUAACAUGCAUUGUUUUCACAAGCUGCUUUCUCUGUAUUUCUAUACAUCAAUGUUGUAAACAUUGUAAGAGGAAAAUAGUCCAUUACAAGUUGGGUGGGAUGGCUCGCUGGCUGCUUCCAUGCAAGGGACUUCAAGUGCACCACGAGCUACCGUGUUGGAGACCCCCUGAUCUAGAUGCAUGUGCAACAUCACAUAAACCACAUAGCAUUUUAGCUAAAUCAACCACAACUAGCUCAGUUCAUACACAAACCCAAAUUAGGUUUAAACCAUAAAAUGUAUUGCUUUCAAAACAAAUCAUAAUGCACAUAUGUUGUUUUAAUGAUAAACAAUAUUACUUAUAGAUGAUUCAGUUUAGCAACUUGUAAAAUAAUAAAUGGCAACAGAUUAAUACAGGUGUGCCUGCCUCUGGGUAAUAAUAACUGUAUAUGUAUAUCGCCUUUAAACAAAGCGCUGCACAGCAUACCACAAUGUAAAACAACAGCAUCAGCCAUAGUCAAAUGGAGUAAAACAUUAAAAUCAAAGAUGAAAUAAGAACAUGCUAAAAUAAGAAGUUAAGUUAAACUGCCUAAAAAGUGAUCAAUCCUUAAAAGCUUUAGUAAAAAGGUUGUUUUAAACACUUCCACCGAGCAUGCUUGUCUGAAAUCCUGUGACAGAUCAUUCCAGAGUGAUGGAGCACGAAAAGCAAAGGUAGAUGAUGAAGAAGGAAAUACACAUAAAAACCACUAGAGGCAAAACAUAAAAAUAGAAAAUAGUUCAUUCCGUCAGAACAUCUUUCUUUGGCCAUUUUGACACGCGCACGCACACACACACACACACACACACACACACACACACACACACACACACACACGUACACACACACACACAGCCAGCUGACUCCUCCUUUCCACUAGACAUGUGAACAACGUGUAAUCUAAUAGAGGCGUUAUAUUCACGAGCUCCCUCAAGUGUUUCAGUGUUAGCAUUCUACACAGCUGGUCCUGCAAGGUCACAAAAUCAGAAUUGCAAGUACAAGCGUGAUUUCGGAAGUUCACGAAAUAACAAGGAGAAAGGCAUGUAUUCAAAAAAGUCUAUUUUCUAUUCUGUUUCCGUUGGCUAUGAAGGUUUCACAGGAAAUGACGUACGUUUCAUAGUUAAGCAGCUGGAAAUCUGCACUUGACUUUUAUUUUGAAAGUUUCCAAAUGGUAUACACUGAUUUUGUGUUUAACUUCCUGUCUGGCCGGCCCAAUCUAAAGUGCAGAGUUUGACGUGUUCUGGAAGCGUAACAAGUAAAACAUAGACAAGGAAAACUAAAGCAACACAUACUUUUGGUUCUGGGAAACGUACAAAACAUCACACUUCGCAGCCAGUGGAAAGGAACCCGUUCACUGUAAUGGUGGCUAAUUUGCUGUGAAGACGGUUUUCGAAACGCUUUGCAUCCAGUGGAAAAGAGGGGUGAGAAGGAAAGAUGUUUCAAUUGAACCAUCUUUCCAACAAGACAGACUGUUUAAUUUUUAUUUCACUAUCAAAUUCUCACAUAAUGAACCUUUAAUCAUGUUUUUUAUGACAGUUUUUCUGGACUCCUUUCUCUUCUGUGCAUUUUCAUAGUAAAUUAGCUUCGUUAGUACAGCAGCUAAAGGACAAUUUCAAGGAUUCUGUGACUUUAAGCUGAAUGCCAAGGUGUUUGUGUUGUAGGCAUGUUUCCUAAUUAGUGCACCUCAAAAGACACAAUAUCUUCAAGUUGUGGCAUUUAAGCUAGAGACAGUGUGUAGCCAAGCUCAGAAACCGCACACAAAACAUGGAAAGCAGGUCAGAAAAAAUGAUUUAUCAGCACAGCUUUGUUUAUCAUUUCAUUUAUAAAGUUACUGCAUGAUACAUUCUACUAACUACAAAACAUGACACUUUCUUGAUUGAUGUUGUAACGUCUGCAAUGUACUUUGUGUACACAGUACAAAUGUCUGCGCACCUGCAAGAGUCGGAAGUGUGAACAAAUAAAUAAACCUUUGUUUUUGCUCCAGUUUUUCAUGAGCUCAACUCACAGAUCUGAAACGUUUUCUAUCUGCACAAAAUACCUCUAUUAUUCUCUAGUAUUGUUGACAAAUCUGUCUAAAUAGUGAGCAUUUUCUUUUUGCUGAGAUAACCCAUCCCACCUUACGGGCGUGGCACAUCAAGGUGCUGAUUAGAGAGCAGGGAUUUUUCACAGGUGUGCUGGCAGUUUGAUCACGCAGCACAAUGUCAUAGAAGGACCUGUUUUAUUGUGUCAAAUAUGCAGAGAAUAAAAAUAAAACAUGACUGUUUCUUUAACUUUCACAAAUAAAACAAUGGUUUAUAUAACUAUAUUCUAAUGACUCUGUAUUCAGUGUAAAGUCCUGUAGUGUGGAUCUGAAUAGUCUAAUAUUGUAAUUUUUGAACUAAAGGAGAUCAAAAAUAAAUGGUAAAUGGCCUGUAUUUGAUAUAGCGCCUUCUGGAGUCAUGGAACCCCCCAAGGCGCUUUACAACACAAUCAGUCAUUCACCCAUUCACACACACAUUCACACCCUGGUGGGGAUGAACUACAAUGUAGCCACAGCUGCCCUGGGGCGCGCUGACAGAGGCGAGGCUGCCGAGCACUGGCGCCACUGGUCCCUCCGACCACCACCAGCAGGCAAGGUGGGUUAAGUGUCUUGCCCAAGGACACAACGACAGCGACAGACUGAGCGGAGCUCGAACCAGCAACCUUCUGAUUACGAGGCAAGCACUUAACUAAGUGGAAUUGCCCUUUAUCUAAAGUUAGUCUACAGAAUACAACCCUACACCCCUUAGGAGCCAGUCUCUUGUUGCUCUUCUGAUCCUCGUGUCACAUUCCUCACCUGGACCACAGUACGCCACUUCUCACUCUUUACACACACAAAAAAUGAUGAUUCAUUUUUACUUUAAUUUGCAAAUUGGCCAAAAUAGUUUAUAAUUUUAAAAAAUGGGGAGGUUUCUGCUGAUUUCUGAGCUCUUGUGAUCACCUCAGACUGACUCAAACAGAAGCAAAAGGAUUCACACCUUCUGUACGUCAGCAGACAGCACACCUAAGUGUUGUUCACACUCUGAGGCGUGAGCGGCUAGCAAACCCACUGAGGAUUAAAGUGCUGGACACCAACUUGUCUGGCAUAACAAUGCCACAGAAGGCAGAUGAAAAUGUGCUUGAUUUGAUAAUCUGUCUUUAUUCUGGGCUGCAGACUUGUGUGUGCUCCAGGAAAGGGUGUGUUCCUGCAGCCGCUUGGAGCUCCGAUUUUGGAGAGUAGUCCAGAUUUGAAGUGAACCAGAAGUCAUGUGGGGUUUCCUGGUUGCAGUCCUGCUUCUAAGAAACGUUGCAUCUGAAAUCCAACCAGGAAAGUCUCCAAACAGCUCACCUCUGCAGGCCAAUCCCACUGAGCCAACACCAGGACCAGACCAAGUGUCACAAGUUCACAUCGAACCCACUAGAGAUGGAAACUCAACCACCAAAGAAGAGAACACAGAAAACGUUAAAAGUGACCCAGUAAUAGAUCCUGAAAAAAAUCAUAAAUCUCGCACUGACAUUUUAGGAAACACAGGGGAUCCAGAAGUUGUGUCACAUGGAAUUGAUAACAGCCUGCAAGGAAAUCAUGUAUCUGAGAAUCCAACAGCAAUGAUCUUGAAUGAACCUCACAUUUCAUCCUUCACUCUUAUUUCAGACCCUACCCCAGAGUCAGAGCUUCUAGUCUCAGGUGAGCUCCCAUCAUCUAAGGGUGGGGGAGACAUCAGAAAUGGGAGAGUGGAGGCAUUAUCAGCAGCAGUUACAUUUCAACCUCUAUCAGUGAUUACUCCAUCACUCAAAGCUUUCAGAGGAGAACCGGAGGAGGAAACUGCAUCAGAGGACUCUUCUGAUCAAACCCCAAAACUGAGAACUACUACAUCACAAAGUAAAGAAGCCCUAAACACCUGUGGCUUUAGGAAUGAAACACAUAACGUGUCCGGCUGUGAAACACUAGAAAAAGAGAAAAUAGAAGAUGUGAGGAAAGGUGUUUCACUGAAAGAGACAGCAAUUCUUCCACAGGAGAGGCAAAAGAGCAGGACAGUGAAGGGUGAUUUAGGAAUGGAAGAGAAAGAAACAAGACACACAGUGAUGAAGGAAAGAAAUGAUAAUAAAUCCUCGUCUGAUUUAAUGUUCCACGGCAAUGACUUCAUCCGGUCGCAGAACGAAGAAACACAACAGGCUGUCAAAGCGAACAGUCACCCACUGAUAUACAGACUCCAACACCCAGAGACAAGACCAAUUCCUGGAAUCAGAGGUCCGAGGGGUUCCCCGGGGCUACCAGGACCACCUGGAUCUAAAGGAGAUAAAGGCUACCAGGGUGUCAUGGGCAGAACUGGGCACACAGGAUACGCAGGUCCCAUUGGUCCUCCUGGGAUGCCUGCCAUCGUUGUAUUCAAAACCAACGAAGAAGAAUGGGAAGCCUUUAAGAAAAAGAAAAUCUAUAAAAAGCUGGUUUCUUCCUGGCCAAAACGCAAAGGCCCCCCAGGCCCUCCUGGACCUCCUGGAGGAAUUGGACCAGUUGGACUACCUGGAAUUCCCGGAAAGCAAGGACCCAAAGGACAUGAAGGGAUAAUAGGCAGACCCGGACCACAAGGAAUGCCGGGUCUUCAGGGUCAACCCGGAGGAGAAGGGACCCCAGGACAAGCAGCAGAACCAGGACCUCUGGGCUUACCCGGAGAACAGGGUCCUAAAGGCUACAGAGGAGAGAGAGGCAUCAAAGGGGAGCUGGGUGAGUGGGGUUAUCAGGGAGAGGCAGGAGCACAGGGAAGAAGAGGACAAAAAGGUGAAAAGGGAAACAAAGGAGUCAGAGGCUUUGACGGCCUCCCUGGGUACAUUGGGCUGCCUGGAGCCAGGGGUCCACGUGGUUUCCCAGGAACAUCCGGACCUGUGGGAGAGCUUGGUUCUAUUGGCUUCAGUGGUCCCCCCGGUCCCCCUGGUACAAUUGGUCCUAAAGGAGUAAAAGGAGUCUUAGGAGUUAAAGGGCCUCCAGGUCAUCAAGGUAAAAUGGGCUCUAGAGGAGCCUUUGGACCACAGGGAGAGCCUGGUCCAGGUGGAGCAGCUGGAGUUUCUGGUGUCCGCGGCCCUCAGGGAAACCCUGGACCAAGUGGACCUCCAGGUUCUAAAGGGGAUCCUGGUGAUACAGGAGAUGAGGGGGACAUUGGUGAGCCAGGACCUCCUGGACUAAAUGGAGCUGCAGGACAAGCAGGAAAGCCAGGACCCUCAGGUGAUCCUGGAUUUAAAUCCAGGAGGGGUGAGAAAGGGAAUCUCGGGGUUACGGGGGAUCCAGGACCUCUGGGACCUCCUGGAAAGCCAGGAUUUAAGGGCCGUCCAGGCCAAACAGGACUACAAGGACUGGGAGGACCAACAGGACCAGCAGGACUUCCAGGACCCAUUGGGCCUGAAGGCAUCAUGGGGGAGCCUGGGAGGCAGGGGAGAGAAGGUCUUAAGGGGGAUCGCGGACAAACUGGUAUUCAAGGACUUCCUGGGACUCAAGGCAUCAAGGGUCGAGAAGGCCAAGUGGGAUUUUCUGGGGUGCCUGGUCCUGUUGGUGAGAUGGGGAAAUCAGGAGACAAAGGAGCAGAAGGAGGGCCUGGUAUCAAGGGAAGAGUUGGAGGUCCAGGAGUCCCAGGGUCCAAAGGGCUAAAGGGUUUACAAGGACAUGCAGGCAUCAGAGGACAGGAUGGUGCUUUUGGAGCCCCGGGGCUGGCUGGUGCAAAUGGGACAACUGGCGAUACUGGACCUCCAGGAACUAAAGGAUUUCCUGGUAAAACAGGGUUUGCAGGCAUCCAGGGACCUGUAGGAAGGAGUGGAGAACCUGGCAGUGCUGGACUUAAAGGGACUCCUGGAAAACCUGGAGACAGAGGUUUUAAAGGUCAACUGGGCCCCAGUGGACUUGGGGGAAGUGAAGGGUUAAAGGGUAAAAAAGGUGAGGAAGGACUAAGAGGAAAACAAGGCCCACCAGGUGAGGUCGGUGCACCGGGACCAAAAGGAUACAAAGGACUUCUCGGUCUUCAGGGUAAUAUUGGACCUUGGGGGGAAGUUGGGCCACCUGGUUCUCCAGGUGCUAGAGGACUUCAAGGCCCAACUGGACCUCAUGGAGUCUCGGGGUAUCCUGGUGUUGAUGGACCUCUAGGACCAAAUGGAUCAGCUGGUCUGAAAGGAGACAAGGGAUCCAAGGGAUCUGCGGGUUUGAAGGGAGCUGCUGGUCUCGAUGGUGAGGAGGGCCAAGUAGGAAUCAGGGGACUUAAAGGGCCAAAGGGUCAAAAAGGCAAACCAGGCGAUAAAGGAAAUGUUGAAGCUUCUGGGCAGAAAGGAACAAAAGGAGCUGAAGGUGAGAGAGGAAACCAAGGACCACGGGGACGAAUAGGACCACCAGGAAAACAGGGGUACAGAGGUGCUCCAGGAGACAGAGGGGAACUGGGGCUUCCAGGGUUAAAGGGUGGAUCCGGCAUCAAUGGUUCACCUGGCAUGCCUGGCCAGUUUGGGUCUGGGGGUGGUACUGGGCCAGCUGGAGCCAAGGGGCAAAAAGGGCUGUACGGACUGAUAGGCCCUCCUGGAGUUAUCGGUCCCUCUGGAGAUGUUGGACCAUCAUUGUCUGGUUUGCCAGGCAAGAGAGGUGAUGAGGGCAAAUUAGGAGAUCCUGGACCAAAGGGCAGUCAUGGUGAGAAAGGCGUAACUGGUGCUUCAGGCAUAAAAGGGGACGUGGGUGUAAAAGGCCAAAGAGGAGCAACGGGUGAAAAUGGGGCACACGGAACAGUGGGAUCAGUGGGAAUGGUGGGCGUCACUGGUCCCCCAGGUGCUAGAGGUUUACAUGGACCCGUAGGUCCUCCUGGUUCACCAGGAAGUAAAGGAUACCAGGGGGCGAAGGGAGAUAAAGGCCAGCCUGGAAAGAAAGGAUUCAAAGGAACUGAUGGAAGUAUUGGAGCUGAUGGCCAAUCAGGGAGGCCAGGACCUCCUGGACUUCCUGGAAAACCAGCAAGGUUUGAGUGGGUUGGAUGGUUUGCUAGGGGUUCCGGGUAAUGAAGGCUACCCAGGUGAAACUGGUUUCAAAGGAGCUCCAGGGAGAGCAGGAAGACUUGGUCAGAAGGGAAAACCUGGACUCCCUGGAAAAGAAGGACACACUGGAGUAACAGGACUG